Ophidiomyces ophidiicola is the source of this 4686-nucleotide messenger RNA. It is a transcript of the gene BCK1, whose product is annotated as mitogen-activated protein kinase kinase kinase. The record is from RefSeq and is a predicted model, not a curated record. Gene Ontology annotation, biological process: protein phosphorylation. Bases 1 to 4686 code for a protein of 1561 amino acids. The transcript has 2 exons. Lineage: Eukaryota; Fungi; Ascomycota; Eurotiomycetes; Onygenales; Onygenaceae. Gene Ontology annotation, molecular function: protein kinase activity; ATP binding.
AUGGACGGCCAGAGGCAGCCAUACGUCCCCGCGCCGCCGUCGCAAACAAUCACACAGGCGGCAACACGAGGCCAUGGGAUCCAGCUACCACCACCUCCCCCCCCGCGUGUUCCUCAUGUGGCCUCUCACGGUGGGGUACCACCUCCUCCUCCACCACCCCGAAUGCACUCUGGGUCGCAUUACGGAGGUCAGGGUGCCGGGUGGCAGCAGGCGUGGGCGAGGCAGCCGCAAAUUGGCCAGAAUUAUUUCCCCCCACCGCCACCCCCACCGCCAAAUCAAAUGCAUGCGCAAUUUGCAUAUAAUCCCGGCUCUCUUUCUUUGCAAGCAACUGCCCCAAGCGACCAGCCUCUCACGUAUGCAACCUAUAUUCCGGAUGGCGAAUCGUUUGGCCCUGGGGUUGGCAUACCACCGUUAGUUCCUCAUGAUUCCUAUGAUCAUUUCAGCCGAACUGAGAGGUCCGGAUAUUUCUAUGACCCUGAUACGUCGCGAUACAUUCCUCAGACCUACCAUGAUAGCAUAAACCCUCCGCACCAGCCACCUUUAUAUAGGGAGUUCUCAGAUGCUUCUAUUCCAAACUCAUUGCCAACAGCCAGCUUACAAUCAUCGCAUUCACAGAUCCCGACAAGGGAAGGUUCAAGUCGAUAUAAUUCACAUACCACCUCAGCUGGAACAGUGACCCAUGAAGCCGAUGAGAAGUGGCCGCUUGACCGGGUACUGCAAUGGCUAGUGCAUAAUGGUUUCUCAAACGAAUGGCAAGAGACUUUUAAAUCACUUGAUCUAAAGGGAGCAAAUUUCUUGGAUCUUGGGAUUGGGGGCGCGAAUGGACAGGGAAAUUUGGGAAGGAUGCAUCAGGAUGUCUACCCCCAACUUGCCAAAGAGUGUGUUAAAAAUGGCGCUGGCUGGGAUCAAAACCGCGAGCGAGAGGAGGGUGUUCGGAUGCGAAAACUUAUUCGAAGUCUUAGCGAAACUAGGCAGUUCGACUCAGGACGGUUCUAUGAAAAUUUGCAGCCCAGUGCGUCAGCAGAUGGCAGUGUUGAAACCUCUCCUCACCUGAGAACGGACCCCUUCGACCCCCCAUCAGCAGAACCUAGCCGCCAAGAAACAAGCUCUAGGUCCGAACUCUCCCGCAACAUACUGGGCAAUGCUUUCGGCGAGCGACGACGACAUAGCCCUUCGACAUCCAGUGAUCACGGUGUACCUACUGCUCUCCGUUCUUCUGGUAACAAGUCACGUGGCGGUAGUCCAGCAGCACAAUUUGCGUCUAUGGUAACGGCUGACUCUACAUCGACAACACCAGAGAUGGGCCAAAACAAACGACUUAGCUCUGACUCCAUUAUGGGUCGCGGUUUUAGGCAAAACCAAGGCUCUUCUACCCAGGAUCAAUCUAUGAAACAGAAUGAAAUGUCUUCCAAAGACCAUAAAGGGUUCUUCAAUACUAUUCUAAAAGUUAUUGGUCACGAAUCUCCACAACAAUCUACAGAAGAUCUUGCUUCAGAAUCUCCAACGAGCCUGACGAAUGGGUUUCGAUAUGGACAGUCAUAUCCUUACCCUACAAGAUCUACACCAAACUCCAGCGAGACCACCUUAGCCUUCGGAAUUCAUAUGCCCACUUCUGAAUGCCAUGCACGAAAAGUUAUCCAGAACCCUCCCCCAAAGAAGUUCAUCUUCGUAACCCUUGAUGGUUGGAACUACCGUUUGGUUGAUGUUACUGAUGUUGAUGCUGCUGAUAUGUUACGAGCUAGACUGUGUAAUGGUGUUGGUAUCAAAGACCCAAGCAGCGCCCUCAUAUACGUGACAGAACCUGGCAGGAUUGAGCACGAAGAGCCCCUUAGCGACACUAUGCUUGUUGUAAAUCGUCGUUCUAAGUCAGAUGACCAAGGAAGCUUGAAGUUCUUCAUCCAAAGCACGCCCGCAUUUAGGCUCGAUGGGAUUAAACCACAAACGACUACUCCAGAGGAAGAAACUCGCAAUCGCCAUGUCCAAAAUUCUCGCCGGGUAUCCCCAUCUAUAACUUACCGUACACCUGGGCAAAAUUUAAGCUCAUACUCAGUAUCCAAUGCUGAACAGGAUCGAUUUCUAGAAGCUUCAAUGGAUGAUAAGGAGCGAGAGGCUGCCAUCUUAGCGGCGCAUAAGGAGCAUCGUCGGAUUGCCGAACAAAAGCAGCAGGCUUUCCUCCAGUCGAAGCAGGAGCAGCGCCAAAAGCAGCCGAUCUCAACAGUAACAACGCAUGGGAUCAAACGGGGUGGCAUCAUUGACUUUGACUCUCCACGAAUUUCACCAUACGAAGAUAAACGGUCUGAAAACUUCUUUCCGCUGAGAAAACCACCUAUAGCACCGGCAGGAUCAAGCACUCUAUCGAAAGUUAACUCUCUUAAAAAGCCUGGUGAAAAAUCUGCUAAGGAAACUGUGUUCCAAGGUAUCCCUCAGACGAGUCUCUCAAAAGAUUUUCUUCCAGAUGUUGUGGAGAGACCACCGAAUUUCAGCCCUAAAUCAGCAUCUCCUAGUAUGGGAAUAGCUGCCGCAUUUGCCAAUAUGGGGAAGAUGUCUGGUUCUAUCGCAAAACCUUUCGCGUCCUCCUCGCCAUUUAGUCAUUCUCCUCGCACACCGUCCGGAUCAGAAACUGGGAAGCCUGUUUCAACGCAUUCCACUGAUCCAAUCAGCGCCGGAUCGCAACAUGCUAGCCCGGCUUCUCCUAUUAUCCGCCGUGGAUCCACCAAUCCCGCAUUUAAUCUGCCUGAUUACAGUGGGAAUGUUAUGUUACGACAAGAGACGCUGGGUGGAAGCACAACCGUACCAGAACAAACUGCGUUUAAGAGCCCAGAAGAUGGAGUUACAACCUCUCAGUCAAGACUAUCGCAUGGGCCUGACUUUGAUUUCCAGGAAACAGAAGUAUCUUUUCACCGAUCUCCGCAGCCAGCUACUCAGGAUUCAGACGAAGAUUCCGAUGAGGGACUCUUCGCAAAACCCCUCGCGAAUACCAAGAACAAAACUCCAAUAAAAAGGAAACCGCCGCUCUCUGCAGUGAAUACUCAAUCUCGGCUGGCAAAGCCCGCAUUAACUGUAAAUACAAAUUCAAGGGCGGCGAAAGGGCUGUCUGUUACGUUUAAAUCACCUGGACCGAAUGAUACUUUUACACCAGUCACUGACCAUAGUGAUCCUCAAAGCGCCCAUCAUUCAGCAGGCCCAGAUGCCGAUGAAUUCUCACCUCAAGAUGUCCGAAACUCUCGCCGCCAGUCCUUCGUCAGAGACGAUGUAUGGGCAUCCCGUCCUCCAGUUGAAGGAAUGAUUGAUCAGCUAGAUCUAUUCUUCCCUGGUAUCGAUUUAGAUGAGCCCUACUUGGAGGGCAUUACACUGACACCACCAUUGUCUCCUACAACAUUAAUUAAUCACCCCGAACCGGAAGUAGAGCUCUCCCAGAGCUUGAGGGAUCGUGUGGGCCAAGGUCAUUCUAAUCUAGGCUCCGCAUCCCGGAACGCCUCCGAUACAUUUUCAUCUGAUGAGUCCACUUUGAAAGCUAAAGCUCCGAUGAAAACCGUUGCGCAACGGAAUCUUAGUCGCUCAGGUGGUCUAGGCCGCAUGAAAUCCAUACGUGAAGUUGCAAAGGGAGCACAUCAAAUACGUCGAAAUCAGAGUAUUGCUGCUGCUACGAAUGCACAGUCCGGCGUGCUACGACGCAAGAGCACUAAGAUGUUUGGCGCGAGAAUUAUGCAAAUCAGCCCCAAACCUGGGACCCGAUUGAGCGAUCUGGACCCCCUGCCCCAGCACCCAGUACCCCAGGAAAAAAUUCCUCAAAGACAGCCGACUUUCAGAAUUAUCAGAGGUCAGCUUAUUGGCAAAGGGACCUACGGUAGGGUUUAUCUCGGGAUGAACGCCGAAACUGGGGACAUCCUAGCAGUAAAACAGGUUGAAGUCAACCAGAAAGCUGCUGGAUACGAUAAAGACCGUAUUAAAGAGAUGGUGGCCGCCAUGGACCAAGAAAUUGAUACUAUGCAACAUCUGGAACACCCCAAUAUUGUACAAUAUCUUGGUUGUCAUCGCAGUGAACUCUCAAUAUCCAUCUAUCUCGAAUAUAUUCCUGGUGGCUCCAUUGGAAGCUGUCUCCGCAAGCAUGGGAAGUUUGAGGAAAGUAUUGUUAAAUCACUUACGAUCCAAACGUUAAGUGGCCUUUCCUACUUGCACAAUCAAGGAAUUCUCCAUCGAGACCUUAAAGCUGACAAUAUUCUUCUUGAUCUCGAUGGAACGUGCAAAAUAUCGGAUUUUGGUAUCUCAAAAAAAAGCAAUGACAUUUACUGCAACGACGAAAGCAACUCAAUGCAAGGUUCUGUAUUUUGGAUGGCCCCGGAAGUGGUUCAAUCCCAAGGAAAAGGGUACAGCGCCAAGGUCGAUAUCUGGUCCCUUGGCUGCGUAGUUCUAGAGAUGUUUGCUGGCCGACGCCCCUGGAGCAAAGAGGAAGCUAUUGGCGCUAUCUUCAAAUUGGGGAGUCUUAAUGAAGCACCGCCAAUUCCUGAAGACGUAUCCCUGACUAUAUCUCCUGCUGCCAUUGCUUUUAUGUGGGAUUGCUUUACUAUCCGUCCAUACGAUCGUCCCACAGCGGAAACCCUUCUAUCCCAACACCCCUUCUGCACACCUGAUCCGAAGUACAAUUUCUUGGACACCGAACUCCACGCAAAGAUUGGCCAUCUGUAA